Umbelopsis ramanniana AG is the source of this 1440-nucleotide messenger RNA. RefSeq lists its product as uncharacterized. Gene Ontology annotation, molecular function: arsenite transmembrane transporter activity; antiporter activity; antimonite transmembrane transporter activity. Gene Ontology annotation, cellular component: plasma membrane. Bases 412 to 1425 code for a protein of 337 amino acids. Gene Ontology annotation, biological process: arsenite transport; antimonite transmembrane transport. The record is from RefSeq and is a predicted model, not a curated record. Lineage: Eukaryota; Fungi; Mucoromycota; Umbelopsidomycetes; Umbelopsidales; Umbelopsidaceae. The transcript is spliced from 3 exons.
CAAAUUAAGCUUCCGCUUGUUUAAAGUGGCCCAAUCACAGCGCUCUUGACUCAGCAUUCUUACCGUUUAUCCUCUAUUUAAACGUCACUUACCGCAGACCAAUCACAGUCUAUUGACUAAGCAUCCCAAUUUGGUUUUUUGCCGUCUAACCUUUUUAUUUAAAACUUCACUUUCCCGCUCCAGCUUUGAUCCUGUCAACGCAAUGUCUUCAUCUAACCAACCUUGCUUGAAAACAGCAGAAUGCAAUUACGAUUAUUGCUACGCCGAAACAGUAGAACCUGCCGUCGGGGCUAAAGGUAGGAUCAUAUCAGGCGGAUUCACAGUAUCAUUUCGCCAUUGACACCGUUUUCAGAUCUUGUCAAGAAACUGGGAUUUUUAGAUCGCUUUCUGGCUCUAUGGAUUAUCCUGGCCAUGAUCGUGGGUGUCCUCAUUGGAUAUUAUGUGCCUGGCGUUCAACCAGCAUUUGCCACCGUCGAAUUCAGUUCAGUGUCCGUGCCCAUUGCCAUUGGACUGCUGGUCAUGAUGUACCCGGUUCUGUGCAAACUAGAGUACGAGCAGCUACCGAAAAUAUUUUCACAACGUGAAAUAUGGGUCCAAUUGGCUCUUUCGUUCGUCUUGAAUUGGAUUGUCGGUCCUAUCCUCAUGACGGGUCUCGCAUGGGCCACUCUGUUUGAUUUGGAAGGAUAUCGCACGGGCGUGAUCAUGGUCGGCAUGGCUCGAUGUAUUGCUAUGGUCUUGAUCUGGAAUGAAAUUGCUAUGGGCAAUCCAGACUACUGUGCCAUUCUCAUGGUGUUCAAUUCUGUCUUGCAAAUUGCUCUGUACUCACCCCUCUGUGUGUUGUUUAUCAACAUCGUCCCUACUUGGUUCGGUGGACAUGUAGACGCAGAAAUUCAAUUGGAAAUGUGGCCGGUCGUGCAAUCCGUCCUGAUCUACCUCGGCAUUCCUUUAGCUGCAGGUUUCUUAACACGCAUACUCCUAAUCCGUCUGGUGAAUAAGCACUGGUACGACACCAAAUUUCUUCCACGCAUUGGACCCUUUGCCUUGAUCGGACUGCUAUAUACCAUCAUCGUUAUGUUUGCUAAUCAAGGCCAUCAUAUCGUGACCAAUAUUGGCUCGGUGUUCCGAGUCAUGGUCCCUAUGCUCUGCUAUUUCAUCAUCAUGUUCUUUGGAACAUUCAUGGUCUGUCGCCUAAUGGGCUUUCCAUAUACUCAGGCAGUCACCCAAUCGUUCACAGCUGGAAGUAAUAACUUCGAAUUGGCCAUUGCUGUCGCCGUAGGGGUGUAUGGCAUCAACUCUGAUCAAGCUUUGGCCGCUACCAUUGGCCCACUUAUAGAAGUGCCAGUAUUGCUCAUUCUCUCUUAUUUGUCACUUUGGCUGAGGAAGAAGCUCACUUGGAAGAAGGUCGAAACCACCGAAGUAGCAUAAAUGUGUAUAUAGUAC